Cylicocyclus nassatus is the source of this 537-nucleotide messenger RNA. NCBI's taxonomy places the organism in Eukaryota, Metazoa, Nematoda, Chromadorea, Rhabditida, Strongylidae. The record is from the annotation of a GenBank genome assembly.
AUGGCAAGAGAAACCUGCCAAUCACCAGUGACUAUGCUUCUCAAGCCGUAUAACGUUCCGCUGAUCGAAGAAGAAACGGAGGUUGGACACCACAUCGGUGCCGUUGUAGAUGUGACAGAACGAGAUGGAGUGACCGAGUUUGGGGACCGUCUCAAAGUGUUCAAGGCAGCUCGAGUCAACAAUGGAGGCGUAGUCGAAUGGGAUCGACAGGGUGCUGGUGUAGACGUGGGCACUAGAGUAUCCGCUGCAGAUGAUACUGUAAAGGUUAGAGCCACAGCUUUUGGAAUCAAUGUGGGUCCAACAGCGAGUCGAACGAUAGUUGGACCUGGACCUGCGACACUUGGCAGAGCGAAAGGAGCCGCUUUGAAGACGUACACACCAUUUCCAUCGUUCUAUCGAGGAUACUAUACCCAAGGCGAUUGGUACAGAAAUCAAUUCUACAAGCAAGGAGAUGAGUACAAGACUCCAGUGCAACGAGCAUGUCCAUGGUGCUUUGCAGUCGACAGCACUUAUCCUGUGCAGCGAUUAUUCCCCUGA